This is a messenger RNA of Sugiyamaella lignohabitans, 1668 nucleotides long. RefSeq names its product divalent metal ion transporter SMF1 (gene SMF1). NCBI's taxonomy places the organism in Eukaryota, Fungi, Ascomycota, Dipodascomycetes, Dipodascales, Trichomonascaceae. Gene Ontology annotation, biological process: intracellular manganese ion homeostasis; iron ion transport. Bases 1 to 1668 code for a protein of 555 amino acids. The record is from RefSeq and is a predicted model, not a curated record. Gene Ontology annotation, molecular function: cadmium ion transmembrane transporter activity; manganese ion transmembrane transporter activity. Gene Ontology annotation, cellular component: plasma membrane. The transcript has a single exon.
AUGACAGCUGAUAAAGAAAUCAUUUCUACGACUUCUGCAAGGGAAGAGAAAUCCAGUAAUGGAGAUCAAAAACAUGGAGUAAUGAAAACAAUACAUUCGAAGAUAUUCAAUGUCAAAUACGAGAGCAAGGGUGACUAUGAUUUAAACCGUCUUGGCAGGGAUACACUUUCGUCGCCUGAUUCGCUCACUCUCCAUUCCUUUAAUGGUAGUUGUGCAAGUGGAUCAUGCCACAACGUCGUAGUGAAAAUUAGAAGAGCUUCCAGCAAAGUUGGUCGAAAGGUAGUAGCAGCCGCUAAAUUUAUAGGACCUGGGAUGAUGGUAGCUGUCGCAUAUAUGGAUCCAGGGAAUUACUCUACAGACGUCGCAGCUGGAGCACAAAAACAAUACGCUUUACUUUUUGUUGUUUUGUUGUCAAAUCUGCUGGCAAUUUUUUUACAGUCUCUGGCGAUUAAACUCGGAGCAGUGACAGGCCAUGAUCUCGCAGUCAAUUGUCGUGUGCAUCUACCGAAGUGGGUGGGUUACGCAUUAUAUGUUUUUGCCGAAGUAGCAAUCAUCGCUACGGAUAUUGCAGAAGUUAUCGGUACUGCCAUCGCGUUAAAUAUUCUAUUUAAUAUUCCUCUGAUGGCUGGUGUUAUACUUACGAUUGUUGACGUUUUAAUAGUACUUCUUGCAUAUCGUCCAGGUAAUGGAAUGUUGACUGUUAGGAUAUUUGAAUUGGGCGUCAUGAUACUUUUGUUUGGUGUUGUGAUAUGCUUUGCUGUUGAGCUGUCACGUAUACCACCUGUAAAUGUAGGUCAUGUGCUUCGUGGUUAUAUUCCCUCAUCAGAUGUCAUUAAUGGGGGCGGAUUAUAUCUGUCCUGUGGAAUUUUAGGUGCCACUGUGAUGCCUCAUAGUCUCUACCUUGGUUCUGCAUUAAUUAAGCCAAGAGUUCACGAAUACGACGUGGCGCAUGGAAACGUCACUGAGGAUAUGUCUGCAGCUGACAUGGAGGAAAAAUAUCAGCCUACAUUUAUGGCCAUUAAGAGUAUUCUGAACAAGUCCAUUAUUGAACUAGCUAUUUCUCUAUGUACUGUGGCAAUUUUCGUCAAUAGUGCUAUUUUAAUUGUUUCUGGUGCAACAAUGUUCGAUAACUCGUCAGUGGUCGACGCAGAUCUCUACGGUAUCUAUCGUAUUUUAGGAGAGAUUUUAUCCAAGUCUGCUGCCACAUUGUUUAUGGUUGCAUUACUUUGCUCUGGUCAGUCUGCCGGUAUAGUUUGUACAAUUGCUGGGCAGAUUGUUAGUGAGGGCCACAUUAAAUGGAAAUUCCGUCCUUGGUUAAGACGUAUUAUCACCAGAGCCAUUGCAAUUGUGCCAUGUGUGGUAGUCGUCGCAGCGGUCGGGAAAUCUGGUCUUAACGCAACUUUAAAUGCAUCUCAAGUGGCGUUAUCUAUUCUUUUGCCAUUUCUUACUGCUCCACUUAUUUAUUUGACUUCUAAAAAGGAAGUCAUGUCUGUGACUGUUCACCGCGAUAGACCUGUUAUAGAUGUAGAAGAACCCCAGGUCGGUUAUUCUGUAGUUGACAUGUCGAAUGGCAUAUUGUGCAAAAUUCUGGGGUUUUCUGUUUGGUUAUUCAUUGCCAUCCUCAAUGUAUAUCUCAUUGUACUGUUGGGAUUAAGCAGCCGCCAUUAA